AUGAACAUUCUUUCGUGGAGAAAGAAGAAUGCGACUCAUGGCUCAACCACUACCUUGAACAAUGAAAACCAUAAGGAUGCACUAUUCAGGGACGAAAACCUUCGAUCCGUCGAGAAACUGACCGGUCAUAUGGAUCAAAAUCCUCGGAUACUCGAAAGUCAGUUCGGUGAGAGUUUCACACAGCGAAACAGCUUGCUGCAAAGUUUGACUGGCCCUAAACUUCUUGGUAUUGGGCCUCCAGAUAUGGUACACGUUACAAAGCUCGACAAAUUCCGGCAAAUGGAAAUUGGUGAAUACCACUACUUGACGGGGCUCGAUACGUCCUCUGAAGCCGCACCAAUCGCGUAUCUGAAUGCCCUGAAAAUGAAUGAUGGACGGCAGACGGCAACACCUCCUAGUGCUUCAAGUUCCAAAAACGGGCACAGAGUUAUGACUUAUUGCACAACAAAUGUGUUCAGCAACAUCGAUAUUAGAAUUAGGUACGAAUCGCCAACACAUUUUCAAGUCGCGGCGAUUGACGCUCAAUCGGGUUCCUCAAAUGUCCAGCUCUCACCUCAACUUUGGGAAGAGGCAUUCGUUAGCAGUUUUGUACGCGCUGUGAUAAUCAAUAUCAAUCAAGAACGCAAGCUCCCGGGGCUUGUGGAGCUUUCCAUAGCGCUGGAAAAUGGGGGUUUCUAUGCUGAAAAAUGCGUUACUUUGCUCUGUAAAUUCUUGCCGCGAGGCCAAGAAUUGGGUUGCGAUUUAGCCCGACGCAGCUAUACCUCUUACAAAAACAAUUACUUGCUCGAGUCAUUGUUGGCAUUCCUGCAGAUAGCGGGGAAACUUAACGGAUCGGUUAUUCAAACAUUACAGAAACUAAUAGAAUCAGAUGCUGCCAAUGAACAAUGUUACAGGAUAGCGCUAAUUUCAGUACUGAUCAGUAGCGAAUCCCAUGACGCACUAGCAGUCAAGACCAUAAAGGAUUCCAUGUCGAAAUUGUUCGCGACCAACGCUUCGAAAUUGGAACAAAAUCAACUCACCUAUGUCGCUGACCUUUUCAAUUUGCAGAUCGAGUUCCUUCUCUCCAAGGGUGACUAUCAACUGGCGCUGCCACUGGCUAAAAGGUCUACCGCGGUCUGUUCCGAUAACAUAGAAGGAUGGGUCAAACUGGCAAGAUGCUACGUCUUGUCACAGGACUAUGAAAAUGCUCUCUUAGCAGUUAAUGCUUUGCCGAUAUUGCCAUCCUUGGACCCGUCUCAAGAGGCCCUUUGGCAGAGGCUUAUUGGAAACAAGUUUUACUACUCCAAGCCCCUUGGCGCGGGUCCGCGUUCGUUUCUACAGUCGAGCGAGUACAAUUUUCUCUCCAACACUUUGAAGACUGUGAAGGAUGACGAUUUGAGUUCUAUGAUAUAUGGGCGGAUUGUAAUGCCGCCCCAAAUGAACCGCGGCUGCAUUAGUGAGAUUUGGAAUGGGCCUUGCACUGCAUUGGGACCAAUUUACGGCCCACAGAGUAAAAACCUCAUAAACUUUGUAUCUCCGCAGGAGGUGGCAUCAUUAGAGGAUUCAGACUUACUGCGAAGAAACACGAUGGCUUCCCAGCUCAGCAGCUCGUUGACGUACGCAUAUGAAAUUCUUAUGAGCAUGGUGUCCGAAAUUGGGUGGAAUAGGUUGUUGGAGCUCCGUUCCGAAAUCUUUGUUAUGGAGCGGGAGCGCUCUGAAGAAUUUACACCGGUGCUCCAGCCCGAGUUCAAGACGAAACGUCUGUGUGAAAAGUGGCUGGAUGACCUUUUCUUGGGCCUUUACGAGGACCUCAAGAUCACCUACAACGCUCACGAACAUCGUGAAGAGAUGUACAGCGGCCUUGAGUGGGAGCUUCUGGGACUGACCCAUCUACGUACCUGGAACUGGGCCGAUGGCGUGCCCUGUUUACGAACCAGUAUCAUGGCCCGCUUUGACGUUGUGAGUGCCGAUGCUCUGCUGAAAUUGUUCUUGAGCCGCAAGUACCCUGUGUCAGAGGUCUUGGAUCCAGACGUUUUGCUUGCUCUGGCGGUUGACAAGAUCAGUUACGAAAGCCGUUUCUACAAUUACUUACAGCUGCCGACCUUGCAUGUUUUGAGCCAACUUUGUACACUUUCGGGGGUAGACAACGUAAGAAACCGGGUGUAUGCUCUCCCCAAUGCACAGCGUGGUAUAGUGGCCUUGAUGGAUAAGCUACUGAACUUCCUUUCAGAACUGAACGACUGA
Lachancea sp. 'fantastica' is the source of this 2223-nucleotide messenger RNA. The record is from the annotation of a GenBank genome assembly. Lineage: Eukaryota; Fungi; Ascomycota; Saccharomycetes; Saccharomycetales; Saccharomycetaceae.